Molecule: messenger RNA, 1904 nt
Organism: Neocloeon triangulifer
Lineage: Eukaryota; Metazoa; Arthropoda; Insecta; Ephemeroptera; Baetidae
Product: myosin-9-like
Exons: 4
Coding region: 168-1904 (578 amino acids)
Source: RefSeq, a predicted model, not a curated record
GCAAAUAAAUAAAAUUAAAUGCGAUCAACAAUUGAAAAUUAUAACUGAAAUUUUUUUAUUGUUGUUAAUCUAAAAAAAAAGUGAUUGUUGGAAAGAACUUAAAAGUACGGUGACAUUUUUGGAAAAUUUUCAAAAUAUUAUAAACACUUUUUAAAUAACUUUUGAAGAUGGAACCUAAGGAAAUACCUAAUCCUGACGCUAUUGGUGCCAAAGUUUUGAGCCGUGAAACGAUUUUGGAAACUAUAAAGAAUGGACCUGUUGAUUUUAUUAACCGAAGGCACAUCACCUGCAACGUCGACCUCUCGCCCCUGGUCAAAGAAGAAGAGAUGAAUUACCUGCGUCUCCGCUACAACGAGUACCUGCUGCAAAUGACCUCGGGACCUGUUGACCUGAGCGAAGUUCAGACAAAUCUGGGCCAGCGGCAGGAAGAGGCGGAGGCCAAGGAGAAGGAACUGCAGCGUCUCAGGGAUGAGAUGCACACAGCUGAGGAGGAGAGACGCAACUCGGCCGAGUUGUUGUCCAACGAGGCGCAGGAGCACCGCCGGCAGGUGCAACAACUCGAAGAAGAGAUCGAGGGACUCGGGCGAGAAAUCGGUCAGUUGAAGGAAGGAUGUGGAGCUGGCGCGCGGCGACAAAUGCAAACAGAGGUCGAUGGAACAUUUAAGGACUUGGAACACCUGGAGGGCGAAGUUGAGCUGAAGCUUCUGCAAAUUAAGAAUCUAGAGGCAGAGGCUGAAGAAAAAGACACUCUGCUACAAAACACGCGGGCGGAGCUGGAAAGCAUUUUGAACAUUUUGAAGCAACUGGAGGACAGCAGUUCUAAGAGGAUCGGUUUGAUGAAAGAGGCCAUCGGUGAUAAGGAGUCGCAGCUCUCGGAAUUAAAUUUUCAAAUCGGAGCGCUGGAGGCGUGCAAACGGCAACUGCAGACCGCCUUGGAAGCCAGCCAGAGUGAGGCGAAAAGUUUGAGAGAAAAUGUUGACGAGAAGGAAAAAAUCAUCGAAACCUAUCGGAGCAACAACCAAAAAAUCACCAGCGAGUUGGAAUGGAUGAAAGAAAUUUUGAACCAAAACGAGCUCGGCGUGCAGAAUGAGCUGGACCAAGUUUCUGAACAAGGAAACGACCUGAACGUGAAGUUGACUGGCGGCACCCUGAGCAAGGAAGAGCAGCUGCAAAUCCAGCAACGCCUGGCUCAACUUGAGGAGGAGCUGGAGGAGAAACGGAAGGCGAACGAGGAGGCGAAAGUCAUCACGGAAAACAUGGCCUCCGAAAUUCAGGUCGCGUUGGACAUACUGGACGCUAGCAGCGUCCGACUGGAAGAGCUGGUGCGGGAGAACGGCGCUUUGAAGACGUCCAGCGCCAAGACCAUCUCUGAUUUACAACAGCGAAACAGUGAGGUCGAAAGAACCUUGGCCGAAGUGAGAGACAGCAUAGACUCCGGCACCAACGGCAGAAGUUUUGACGGAAAUGAGGUUGGUCGGGCUGUUAGAGAGAAACUGGAUAGUGUCCUGGACACGCUCAAGAAAACUAACGAAAACGUGAAUCAGGGUAAAUUUGAAGAAAAUUCCACCAAGACGCGAAUUUCGGAAAGCCUGCGAGAGCUGGACGCGGCAGACGCGUCUCUGAUGGCCGUUGAGGACCUCCUGCUGAGCCGAAACCCAACCACGGCCGCCCCGACAGGAACUUGGUCGCGACUUGAGAACUUUUUCGUGCGUUACUACCCUGUGAUGUUGACUGUGAUAUUCCUGGCACUGGUUGUGAGCGAGAACAUCUUCUACACCGGCAGCUGGAACAUGUGGGUGCCCUACUUCCUGUUCUCGGCGCUGUCCUUCGCCCUGCCCCACCCGUUCGGGGCGAUCGCGUCCCUGCUGGCGGCCCUCGUGGUCACCGCCUCGUUCUUUGUCUGA